This is a messenger RNA of Crotalus tigris (Tiger rattlesnake), 1982 nucleotides long. RefSeq lists its product as uncharacterized. Lineage: Eukaryota; Metazoa; Chordata; Lepidosauria; Squamata; Viperidae. The coding region runs from base 20 to 1273 and encodes 417 amino acids. The transcript is spliced from 7 exons. Gene Ontology annotation, molecular function: signaling receptor activity. Gene Ontology annotation, cellular component: cell surface. The record is from RefSeq and is a predicted model, not a curated record.
UGCUCUAUUCAUCUACAAGAUGGAAGGUUUCCCAGGCCUCCAGUUACUGUUAAUGCUCACAGGUCUUUUUGCAUCCUGUACAUCUUACUUAUUACCAAGUCCUUCUACUGCAAGUUUACAAAACACAGGAAAGAGUCCAAAAGAGCUGGUACUAACUCAAGGAACUUCCCUCAGAAUAAGAGUUUUCUGUGCCUAUCAAUAUUUUCAAGGGAACACCAUUUGGUGCAAAGAAAAACAACACAAAGAAUGCCAAUUCAAAAAUUCAAGAAACUUCACAGAACUAGGAUGGCGAUAUCUGACUACUGAAGCAAACCAAAAGGUCAUGCUUGAAGGUGUAAUAAAUGGUUGCAUUUCUUUACUCAUGAAGAAUCUCCAAGUUGAAGAUUCAGGGAGAUAUUGGUUUGGACUUCUAACUGGUAUGAAGAUGGUUUCUGUAAACUCAAUCAAAGUGGUAGUUCAUCAUGGUCAUUUCUUGCCUAGUAAAACUUCCUCACUUCCAACAUCUAGGAUGCUAUUAACUUCUACCAUAUCAGGAAUGAAGACACAAGAGGUGAUCAAGAUACAAGGAGAAUCUCUCAGUGUCAAGGCUUUUUGUUCCCAGCAACAUGCGCAAGCAGAGAAAGUCUGGUGCAAAGAGAAGCUGCCGAAAGAAUGCAAUCUUGAACAGCCCAUAAGCUUUUCCAGAUCAGGGUGGAAAGGUCUCACUACACAACCAAAUCAACGCGUCAUUCUAAAUGAUUUGGGAAAUGGAUGUAUUUAUGUCUUCAUGUCAGCUCUUCAGUCAGAAGAUACAGGGAUAUAUUGGUUUGGGGUUCUUGAUGGCCCCAAUGUAAUCCCUUUAAGAAACAUCAGGGUGAUUGUUCAAAAAGAACAGCAAAAGAAAGAUAUUGUGACUGCAACCAGUGAAGAUGAACAAAGAAUUUACCAAGUUGUCUGGGUUCUGGUUUCCAUUGCUGUUGGUGUAACAAUUUUUGCUGCCUUCUCAUUAGUUGUCGUGGUGCUCAUCAGGAGAAAGAGGAGAGUGGCAGAUGACCUGAAUUUUGGUGAUAACCCAAACUGUAGAGUAAUAACCUUACAGAUUCAUGAAAACAACACUGCCAACAGUUUGCCCGAAGAAAUGAAUACAAUAUAUUCCAUAGUGAAGAUGCCCAGAUCAAGCAUAGAUGUUAACAGAACAUUUCCAUUAAGAUCAAAUAUCUGCAAACAUUCCAGUGAGUCAAUUGGUGCACUUUCUCCUUCAGGAUCUGUAGAAUAUGCAAGCAUCUUCUUUUAAUCACAUUUCACUUUGGGGUCUAAAAAUAAAAUAAACUUUGUUGGUUCUCAUUCUGCACACCUGGAUUCCAAUAGUGAGAAUAUCAUUUAUUUUAGAAUUAGGAUCUCUUCUAGAUACUUCUUUCUCAUAUUAGAAUAUCAGCUCUUAAAAUUAUAAUUAGUCUAAGUCCUGUAGUGCCAUUAUCUGAAAUAUCUGCAUCAGUUCACAAUCAGGUACUGCUCUGUGAAGAUACACAACCUUGCCACCACUUAGAUGUGGACAACUGAGUCCCAGUUCUUCAUAUGAGUCUUUUUUGUGUGUGUGCUUAUACCAUUUGAACAGAAUUAAUGGUUUGUUUUAUCGAUAUUUUGAGGUAAGAGAGACAAAACCUAUCCUAGGUCUUAAAAUAGUAUAAAAAUCAAAAGAAACACCAACCAACCAAAAAUAGAUAUUUGGAAUGAACUAGAGUGCAUACAGAUAAACUACAUUAUGAAUAAAUCACAUAGGCUGAGGUUCUUUUGGUCCUUUUUUUAAAGCUUCAAAUUUCAUCCAUUCUAUGGAUGUUUUAGUAUCUUCAUAAAUAUAAAUUUUAACACACACACAAUAUAUAUUUAAAUUGCUGUUAAAAUUAUUCAUAUUUAUGCAAGUGCUCUUCCUUGUGUGAGCAAAAUUUAUGCUUGGGAAGGAACAUGGGCUAUUUUAUGUAACACUUGACAGCAUAAUUAAACCU